Molecule: messenger RNA, 1690 nt
Organism: Zalophus californianus (California sea lion)
Lineage: Eukaryota; Metazoa; Chordata; Mammalia; Carnivora; Otariidae
Gene: PDCD2
Product: programmed cell death 2
Exons: 6
Coding region: 457-1491 (344 amino acids)
Cellular component (GO): cytoplasm; nucleus
Source: RefSeq, a predicted model, not a curated record
GCUUCGUGCAGCCUCGGUGCCACGUGCGAGGCGGAGGCGGCGGCAGGAAAAGGAGCAGGUGACAACGGCUCCUUUGGAGGGUGCCAAGUUUCAGACUUGUUGCAUUUAGAAUUGAAAUUGUCAAUUUUUACUUAAAAAAAUAAAACUCUCAGUGUUCGAAGUGACGAAGGCUGCCACGUCCUACAGGCGGAGGAGAGGAAAAAACAAAACUAAGGACACAAAGAGCCGGCGAACGUCCACAAGCCUCUCCUCGGCUCGGGAGAGCCAAUUCCUAACCCCGCCCCCACCUCGCGGGCCCGGCAGGUGGGGACGCACGCGGCGUGCUGACGUCCGGCCAUUUCCUUAGUCCCGCCUCCUCGCCCCUGCAAACGCCGUUCUGCGCGCCUGCCGCGGGCCGACCUCCGCCUUCCGGCCGCGAAGUGCGCAAGCGCGCGAGCGCGCGGCUCCGCUCGCUCUAUGGCGGCCGCCCGUGCGGGGCCGGCUGAGCUGGGCUUCGUGGAGGCGGCGCCGGCGUGGCGGCUGCGCCGCGAGCAGUUCCCCAGCAAGGUGGGCGGGCGGCCGGCGUGGCUGGGCGCGGCCGGGCUGCCGCGGCCCGAGGAGCUGGCCUGCGCGCUGUGCGGCCGCCCGCUGGCCUUCCUGCUGCAGCUGUACGCGCCGCUGCCCGACCGCGCCGACGCCUUCCACCGCGGCCUGUUCGUCUUCUGCUGCCGGGCGCCGCCGUGCUGUGCGGGCCUGCGCGUGUUUAGAAAUCAGCUACCCAGGAAAAAUGACUUUUACUCAUAUGAGCCACCUUCUGAGGAUCCUCCUCCAGAGACGGGAGAGUCUGUGUGCCUCCAGCUCAAGUCUGGUGCUCAUCUCUGCAGGGUUUGUGGCUGUUUAGGCCCCAAAACAUGCUCCAGAUGUCACAAGGCGCAUUACUGCAGCAAGGAGCAUCAGACUCUAGACUGGAGAUUUGGGCAUAAGCAGGCUUGUACACAAUCAGAUUAUUUGGACAGAACAAUUCCAGACCACGGCUUCCUUUUUCCAGAAUUUGAAAUUGUAAUAGAAACAGAAGAUGAGAUUACACCUGAAGUCGUUGAAAAAGAAAAUGAUUCGGAAAUUAUAGGGAGCAUGGGUGAAGCACCUGAGGAAGAAUUGGAUUCCAUGGCAAAACAUGAAUCCAAGGAAGAUAAAAUUUUCCAGAAGUUUAAAACUAAAAUAGCCCUUGAGCCAAAACAGGUUCUCAGAUACGGCAGAGGGAUUGCUCCCAUCUGGAUCUCUGGUGAAAAUAUCCCUCAAGAAAAGGAUAUUCCAUAUUGCCCCUGUGGUGCCAAGAGAACAUUUGAAUUCCAGGUCAUGCCUCAGCUGCUCAACCACCUAAAGGCCGACAGACUGGGCAGGAGUGUCGACUGGGGUGUCCUGGCUGUCUUCACCUGUGCUGAAAGCUGUAGACUGGGGAUUGGCUACACAGAGGAAUUUGUUUGGAAGCAAGAUAUAACAAAUACACCCUAAAGACAAUGUCGUAAAGCCUUAAAAAUGCUCAUAAUCUCUUAGACCUUGCAAGUCCAUUUCUAGGACUUUAUCCUAAGGAAAUAAUUAUAGCAGAGACAAAGGUACAAAGAUGUUUUAGGUGAGUUUACAGUGUGUAAAUAUUAGUGCAACAAAAAUGUCUGGUGACAGGUAUUUAAAGAAAUUUUGGUGAAUCCCUACA